Messenger RNA from Drosophila rhopaloa, 4132 nucleotides. RefSeq names its product dosage compensation regulator (gene mle). The transcript has 5 exons. The record is from RefSeq and is a predicted model, not a curated record. NCBI's taxonomy places the organism in Eukaryota, Metazoa, Arthropoda, Insecta, Diptera, Drosophilidae. Gene Ontology annotation, biological process: regulation of mRNA processing; positive regulation of transcription by RNA polymerase II. Gene Ontology annotation, molecular function: 3'-5' DNA/RNA helicase activity; double-stranded RNA binding; 3'-5' DNA helicase activity. Gene Ontology annotation, cellular component: intracellular anatomical structure; ribonucleoprotein complex; nucleolus. Bases 129 to 4019 code for a protein of 1296 amino acids.
UGGCGCUGGGACGUUCCCUUCUCGGCACUAUUUUCUUCCUCGAAUGAUAAGCAAGAGAAGGAAUAUCGAUUAAAAGGGUAACAAGCUUGACUCUGACAAUUGCAGUUAACAUCUACAAAAAAUCGGACAUGGAUAUAAAAUCAUUUCUGUACGAAUUUUGCGCCAAGUCGCGUAUUGAACCGAAGUUUGACAUUCGCCAAACGGGCCCAAAAAACCGUCAGCGCUUCCUAUGCGAGGUUCGCGUGGACCAGGACAGCUACAUUGGUGUGGGAAACUCCACCAACAAGAAGGACGCUGAGAAAAACGCGUGUCGUGACUUUGUCAACUAUCUGGUGCGUGUGGGCAAACUGAAUGCCCAGGAUGUUCCGGCGGAUGCUGGUGCUUCGGCGGGGGCGGGACCCAGGGUUGGUCAGCAGGUCGAGGGCGUAACAGCGGAUGGCGGACAUCAAAAGCGCGUGUUUGGUGGUCAGUCGGGUCCACAGGAUCUGGGCGAGGCGUAUCGACCACUAAACCUCGGGAGCGGACCCGAUGGCGGCCGCUUCAGCAUCAUCGACCAUGUGCAGGAGCAGAAGGACAUGAACGAGGCUGAGUCCAUCGAUGUUAACGCCGCUAUCCACGGGAACUGGACCAUAGAGAACGCGAAGGAUCGACUGAAUAUGUAUAAGCAAGCCAACAAUAUCCGCGACGAUUACAAGUAUACUCCAGUGGGCCCGGACCACGCUAGGAGCUUUAUGGCCGAGCUGUCCAUUUACGUGUCGGCUCUCAAACGCAAGGUGACGGCCCGCGAGACGGGCUCCAACAAAAAGUCGGCCAGCAAAUCUUGUGCAUUGUCCUUGGUGCGCCAGCUCUUCCAUUUAAAGGUCAUCGAGCCUUUCAGCGGAACGCUUAAAAAGAAAAAAGACGAGGAGCUAAAACCCUACCCGGUGAAGCUGCCUCCCGAGCUGAUUAACAACAUUGACGAAGUAAUCCAAGUGCUGGAUCUUCCUGUCGUAAAUCCGCGCAAUAUCAAAAUUGAAACGGACGGCGCUCCCAUUCCACUAAUUGUUAACGUCAACCGGAUUGACUCUAUACCACAAGAGGGAGAAAAGCGUCAGGAAAGCUCGGUGAUUCCCUGGGCACCUCCUCAGCCAAACUGGAACACCUGGCACGCCUGCAACAUCGACGAAGGAGAACUGGCAACCGCCUCUAUUGAUGAUCUUUCGUUGGAAUUCGAACGCUCGCUCCGAGAGCGUCGCCAGAAUGACGCUGAGUACCGACAAUUUCUCGAGUUCCGCGAUAAGCUGCCUAUUGCUGCCAUGCGAUCCGAGAUCCUAACUGCCGUCAAUGAGAACCCAGUUGUGAUCAUUCGCGGUAACACAGGCUGCGGCAAGACCACUCAGAUAGCCCAGUACAUUCUCGACGACUACAUCUCCUCCGGCCAAGGUGGCUACGCCAACAUUUACGUGACCCAGCCCCGUCGCAUCUCAGCCAUUUCUGUGGCAGAGCGCGUCGCCCGCGAGCGUUGCGAGCAGUUGGGGGACACCAUCGGUUACUCUGUGCGAUUUGAAUCGGUUUUCCCUCGGCCCUAUGGCGGCAUUCUCUUCUGCACCGUGGGCGUGUUGCUGCGCAAAUUGGAAGCGGGCUUGCGGGGAGUCUCGCACAUCAUUGUCGACGAAAUCCACGAGAGAGAUGUGAACAGCGAUUUUCUGCUGGUCAUUCUUCGUGACAUGGUGGACACUUACCCGGAUCUGCACGUUAUUCUUAUGUCGGCCACCAUUGACACUACACUCUUUUCCAAGUACUUUGGAGGCUGUCCCGUACUGGAGGUUCCAGGCAGGGCCUUCCCCGUGCAACAGUUCUUCUUGGAGGACAUUCUCCAGAUGACAGAAUUUGUACCCUCGGUGGAGUCGCGUCGGAAGCGCAAGGAGGCAGAGGACGAGGAGCAGCUACAGCUCUCGGAGAACAAGGAAGAGGCGGAGACCAACUGUAAUAAGGUGUGCGAGGACAAGUACUCACAGAAGACGCGCAACGCUAUGGCCAUGCUCUCCGAAUCGGACGUCAGCUUCGAGCUGCUGGAGUCGUUGCUGGUGCACAUUAAGUCAAAAAACAUUCCCGGCGCCAUAUUGGUAUUUCUGCCCGGCUGGAACCUGAUAUUUGCACUCAUGAAGUAUCUGCAAAGUACAAAUACUUUUGGCAAUUCUGCCCAGUAUCGAAUUCUGCCGUGCCACUCGCAGAUUCCGCGAGACGACCAACGCAAGGUGUUCGAGCCAGUGCCGGAAGGCGUCACCAAGAUCAUUCUCUCCACUAAUAUCGCAGAGACUUCAAUAACCAUUGACGAUAUUGUCUUUGUGGUGGACGUCUGCAAGGCGCGCAUGAAGCUCUUUACUUCUCACAACAACCUAACAAGCUACGCCACCGUGUGGGCCAGCAAGACCAACCUGGAGCAGCGCAAGGGCCGCGCCGGAAGAGUCCGUCCCGGCUUCUGCUUUACGCUGUGUUCGCGUGCCCGCUUCGAAUUGCUUGAGGAUAACCUCACGCCCGAGAUGUUCCGCACGCCUUUGCACGAGAUGGCUCUCACCAUUAAAUUGCUCCGGCUCGGCGCCAUUCACCACUUCCUAUCGAAGGCACUGGAACCGCCGCCAGUAGACGCUGUUAUCGAGGCGGAGGUGCUGUUGCGCGAGAUGCGCUGCCUUGACGUCAACGAUGAACUAACGCCACUGGGUCGCCUGCUGGCACGCCUCCCAAUCGAGCCGAGACUGGGGAAAAUGAUGGUGCUAGGGGCGGUGUUUGGCUGUGCCGACCUUGUCGCCAGCAUGGCCUCUUACUCUAGCACGUUCUCCGAGGUUUUUCAGUUAGAUAUAGGGCAACGUAGACUGGCUAAUCAUCAGAAGGCAUUAAGCGGCAGCAAAUGUUCUGACCAUGUAGCCAUGAUUGUGGCCUCGCAACUAUGGCAACGCGCCAAACAACGUGGUGAGCAGCAGGAGGCUAGCUUCUGCGAAUGGAAGGGUCUGCAAAUGUCGACUAUGAACGUAAUGUGGGAUGCGAAGCAGCAGUUGUUGGAUCUGCUUCUGCAGGCUGGGUUCCCUGAGGAGUGCAUGAUACCGCACGAGGUGGACGCAGAGACUAAUCGCGACGACCCAGUGUUGGACGUGUCGCUAGCUCUUUUGUGCCUGGGCCUGUACCCCAACAUUUGCGUGCACAAGGAGAAGCGCAAGGUGCUGACUACCGAGUCCAAGGCGGCCCUGCUGCACAAGACUUCUGUGAACUGUAGUAACUUGGCCGUCACCUUUCCGUAUCCGUUUUUCGUCUUCGGCGAGAAGAUUCGCACGCGUGCUGUUUCAUGCAAGCAACUAUCGAUGGUAGCGCCUCUACAAGUGAUGCUGUUCGGAUCGCGAAAGAUCGACUUGACCGCCAACAACAUGGUGCGCGUGGACAACUGGGUUAACUUUGAAAUGGAACCAGAACAUGCGGCGAAAGUCGGGGCCCUGAAACCGGCGCUGGAAGAUCUCAUCACGGUUGCUUGCGACAACCCGGCCGACGUGCUUCAGCUGGAGGAGCCCUACGCCAAGCUGGUCAGGGUAGUUAAGGACCUUUGUGUCAAGAGCUCCGGGGAUUUCGAACUGCAACGGGACGUGGGAAUUUUGCCGCAUCAAUCACGACAGGUUAGUUCCGGCGGUGGUCCAGCAAAACGUGGUCGCUUUGAUAGCGGUGGAGGAGGGCGCUUUGGAAACAGAGGUUAUAGCCACCGGGGAAUGACCAGCUUCGGCAAUGGAGGAAGUCGAGGCUUUGGAGGGGGAUAUGGAAGAAACGGAGGCUAUGGGAACGGCCGAGGUUAUGGAAAUUAUGGAGGAAGUUACGGAAAUAAUGUAGGAGGUUACGGAAACAAUCGAGGCUUUGAAAAUAUCAGUGGAUUUGGGCCUUCAGAAGGCGGCGUCGGCGGCGGUUUUGGAAGCAAUAGAGGUUCGGGGGGUGGCUUCGAAAACACUGGCGGAAAGGGUAACGGAGGCGCUAACCAAACUGGCAACUGGGGACGCUUUUAAGGAAUAAACACAUUUUCAAUUAAUUUGUAUGUUUUAAGCCCUAACGGAGAACGCGUGACUUUAUUUUCUAAUCACAUUUAGAAUUUGGUAUAUUAAUAAAAGACUUUAAGCCA